AUGGGCAAGCUUAUAAAAAAGCGACCUGAAAUAACCAAUGAUUCUAUUGCAAAUAGAGAAAGCGAAACUAAUAGUAGAGAGGACCGGGUACCUGAAAUAAUCAAUAAUUCUAUUGAAAGGGUGUUUAAAAAUAAUAGUAGAGAGGACCAGGUACCUGAAAUAAUUGAGUUAUCAAGUAAUGAAGAGGACAAAAUACCUGAAAUAAUUGAUAUAUCAAGUGACGAAGAAAACUGGGCACCUGAAAACGAACAGACACUCAAAAUAAUUGUGUUAUUAAGUAUUUUAAGAGAACAAACUCCUGAAAUGGCUAUAAUGAACAGGUUUUGA
Messenger RNA from Dentiscutata erythropus, 327 nucleotides. The record is from the annotation of a GenBank genome assembly. Lineage: Eukaryota; Fungi; Glomeromycota; Glomeromycetes; Diversisporales; Gigasporaceae.